AUGGCCCUGCGAGCGAAGCCCACCGCGUCCAUCACCCCCUUCAGAAUCGCCGCCGCCUCAAUCUCCUCGUCGUCACGAAAGGACGCCAGCCCCGCCGCCGCGCACUCGACCGGUCUCAUCAAGAAGGAGCGGAAGGAGGUGCCCCUGGUUAGCCAGGAGGGCACCAAGGGUGUUUUGCAAUAUGCUCUCACCUCCCUCGACGUAAUAACGAACUGGGCCCGUCAGUCCUCCCUCUGGCCCAUGACCUUCGGCCUCGCCUGCUGCGCCGUCGAGAUGAUGCACCUCUCCACCCCCCGCUACGAUCAGGAUCGUCUCGGAAUCAUUUUCCGUGCCUCCCCCCGCCAGUCUGACGUGAUGAUCGUCGCCGGCACCCUCACCAACAAGAUGGCCCCCGCCCUGCGCCAGGUCUACGACCAGAUGCCCGAGCCCCGCUGGGUCGUCUCCAUGGGCUCUUGCGCCAACGGCGGCGGCUACUACCACUACUCGUACUCCGUCGUCCGCGGCUGCGACCGCGUCGUCCCCGUCGACGUCUACGUCCCCGGCUGCCCCCCGACCUCCGAGGCCCUCAUGUACGGCAUCUUCCAGCUCCAGCGCAAGAUGCGCAACACCAAGAUCACCCGCAUGUGGUACCGCAAGUAG
Messenger RNA from Colletotrichum phormii, 639 nucleotides. RefSeq names its product NADH-ubiquinone oxidoreductase 19.3 kDa subunit. Gene Ontology annotation, molecular function: 4 iron, 4 sulfur cluster binding; quinone binding; NADH dehydrogenase (ubiquinone) activity. Lineage: Eukaryota; Fungi; Ascomycota; Sordariomycetes; Glomerellales; Glomerellaceae. Gene Ontology annotation, biological process: aerobic respiration; electron transport coupled proton transport; mitochondrial respiratory chain complex I assembly. Bases 1 to 639 code for a protein of 212 amino acids. The transcript has 3 exons. The record is from RefSeq and is a predicted model, not a curated record.